AUGUCCUCCAGCACGGCCCCUGAAAAUGCUGUCUCCAAUGCCCGCAUAACCUCUCCCCCUAACCCGAAAUCCAAACCUGAGAUAAUCGACGACAAAUCCCCCCACUGUAUCCCGUUCAUCCUGCGGCAGCUCUCCCUUCACCAAUCCUCCCCUCAAAAUGCGAACAAGCCAUUCUUCAUCGGCCUCAACGGCGUCCAAGGCGCCGGGAAAACAACCCUCGUUUCCACGCUCUCGUCCCUGCUCAGCACACCACCACACUCCCUCCCCGUCCUCGUCUGCUCAAUCGACGACCUCUACUUAUCCCACUCUGCCCAACUCGCCCUCGCGGAAGAACACAAUGAGAAUCCCCUAGUGCAGCAUAGAGGCGAGCCAGGGACACAUGACAUGGUCCUCGCGCGGAACCUAUUCGAAGCGUUGAAAAAAGGGAAAGAAGUCAAGGUGCCGGAGUACGAUAAAUCCGCCUACAACGGCCAAGGAGACCGCGUCGCCCCAUGCUCCUGGAAAAGCGUCAACACGCCCUCUCAGCCGAAAAUCCAGGUCGUGAUUUUCGAAGGGUGGUGUGUAGGGUUCCGCACCCUCUCCUCGGACGAAGUGAAGCGUAAAUGGGAGGAAGGAGGCGUGACAUUGGGCAGACAUAGGUUGCAGGAUUUACUUUUCGUGAACGAGAAGUUGAGAGAGUAUGAAGUGUUGAAUGACGCUUUUGAUGCAUUUAUUCAUAUUGAUGCUGAGGAGACCGGGUAUGUGUAUGCGUGGCGGCAGGAACAAGAAGAGGUUUUAAGGAGGGAGAAGGGGAGGGGCAUGAGUAGGGAGGAGGUGGAAAGGUUUGUGGAUGGGUAUUAUCCUGCUUAUGAGCUUUUUACGGAGAAGUUGAGGAUGGGACUGUUCAGUGGGGUGGAUGGGGGGAAGGGGAGGCAGUUGAGAUUGGUUGUUGGGAGGGAUAGAAGGGUUAAGGAGGUUAUUGAGAUUUGA
Molecule: messenger RNA, 969 nt
Organism: Hyaloscypha bicolor E
Lineage: Eukaryota; Fungi; Ascomycota; Leotiomycetes; Helotiales; Hyaloscyphaceae
Product: uridine/cytidine kinase
Exons: 1
Coding region: 1-969 (322 amino acids)
Cellular component (GO): cytoplasm
Molecular function (GO): kinase activity; ATP binding
Source: RefSeq, a predicted model, not a curated record